Messenger RNA from Cucurbita pepo subsp. pepo (vegetable marrow), 3655 nucleotides. Its product is annotated as protein NLP5. The record is from RefSeq and is a predicted model, not a curated record. Lineage: Eukaryota; Viridiplantae; Streptophyta; Magnoliopsida; Cucurbitales; Cucurbitaceae. Gene Ontology annotation, molecular function: DNA-binding transcription factor activity; protein binding.
GCGUAUGUGGGGUCACGCUCGGACUUCGACGGAAGAAUCUUCAGCAUUAGAAUCGUAGUGAAUAAAGGCGCUUAGAAGGAAGGGGGCCGGAGCGAGGUGUUAUUGGGAGAAGGAACUUCGUGGUGGUUUACGCUGAAAAAGGAACUUCGGCGCCAAAAGCCUUCCGAGGACAUAAUUCUUCACUUACUUCUGCACGCCUCUCUUUCAUGUUCCUAUUAUUCAGACAGUUCUUCUUCUUCGUGGCCAUUUCAGGAACAGUGCUCAAAUAUUGAGUACCCACCUGGGAAUCUCUUGGAAUCUUUCAAAUUUGUGAGGUCGGUUCUUCCUAACCAUGGAUUGGAAUUUCUUAUUCUGGGUUUGUAUCUGAUAUUCGAUCGGUUUAGGGUAUAUCCAAAUCGGUGCUACCAAGUUCUAAACGUAUUGGGAUUUGUGGGGAGUUUUGUUUUAUGGAGGAUUGCAUGUUAUCACCAGCGACAAUGCUGGAUGCUCCAGCUGAGGCAGCCAUGGAUUUGGACUACAUGGAUGGGCUGCUUUUGGAAGGUUGCUGGUUAGAGACCGCAGAAGGUACUGAGUUUCUUCAUCCUAGCACCGCAAGUUUUGGUGCCAACCUAGACCCUUUGAUUGCAUGGCCUGCUACAGACAUGAAUGGUGACUUUCACAUGAGCCAGAUUACAAGAACUAAUCAAGAAGAACCGAGGAGAAUCUUGACCGAUGAGGCGUCUAUGGGGCGGGGAAGAGUUGAUAUGGAGCAAGAGGGAUGCUCUGGUCAAUCAGAAAACCAUGGUUUUGAAGGCUCUGAAUUGUGCAGAAGAUUGUGGAUAGGACCUGGAGAUCAUCUGGGCUCUGCAUCUUCUGUGAUGGAGAAGUUAAUUAGAGCUGUUGGGUAUAUCAAAGAUUUUGUUAGAGACAAAGAUGUUCUUGUUCAAGUAUGGGUGCCUAUAAACAGAGGGGGAAGAAGUGUUCUCAUCACAAAUGAUCUGCCAUUCUCUCAGAAUUCCAGCUGCACAAGACUCAGCAAGUACCGCGAUGUCUCUGUGAAAUAUGAAUUCACUGCUGAUGAUGAUUCUAAAAAUGCUUUGGGAUUGCCUGGUCGGGUGUUCUCAAGAAAGGUUCCAGAGUGGACUCCUGAUGUUCGAUUCUUUAGAAGCGACGAGUACCCGAGAGUCAAUCAUGCGCACGAGCACGAUGUACGUGGAACUGUAGCACUUCCUAUCUUUGAACAAGGUAGCAAGAACUGUUUAGGAGUCAUUGAAGUUGUUAUGGUUACCCAGCAGAUCAAAUAUGGUUCAGAACUUGAGAGUGUUUGCAAAGCUCUUGAGGCAGUCAAGCUUCGGAGCUCCGAUGUUAUCGGCCACCCCGAUAAAAAGCAGGUAUUUAACAGGUCCAAUGAAGCUGUAUUACAAGAGAUUCAAAACACUUUGAAAUCUGCCUGUGAAACGCAUGGCUUGCCUUUGGCUCAAACUUGGGCAUCAUGUAUCCAACAAAAUAGAGAGGGCUGCAGGCACUCGGAUGAGAACUACAGUUGUUGCGUUUCUACGGUAGACCGGGCUUGCUUUGUGGCCGAUCCUCGAGUUCAGGAAUUUCACGAGGCAUGCUCCGAGCAUCAUUUGCUAAAAGGCGAAGGCAUUGUUGGGAUGGCAUUCAAAUCUAAUGAGCCAUGUUUCUCAAGUGAUAUUACAUCCUUUUGCAACACAGAAUAUCCUCUCUCACACCAUGCCAAGCUGUUCGGAUUACACGCUGCAGUUGCCAUACGCCUUCGUUGCAUUUACAUUAAUAAAACCGAUUUCGUAUUAGAGUUCUUCCUGCCUGUAGACUGUAUAGAUCCUGAAGAGCAGAGAGUGCUGCUCACUUCAUUGUCCACGAUUAUACAACGAUCUUGCAGGAGCCUGCGUCUCGUAAACGAUAAGGAGUGUAGGGAGGAAAAUAUGCAACAAUCUUGUCGAAGAUCCAAGGUAGAACAUCAUCAGCUAGAAAUCAGUCAUCCAACAAAUUCAUUGUUAACAUCAUCUGUGCAAAACAUACAACAACAGAGUGGAUUCGUCUCGUUAUUCCAGGACGGAAAAACAUCGGAGAUGUUAAGUUCCUCCGGUUACCAGCAUCAUGAACUUAAUUACAAUUUGAAUGGCGUCGUCGAGGACAGUGAAGAGUGUGCAACUGUAGGUAAUAGUUGCUUUUCUGAUACAGGCUUGGGAAGAACCGGUGAGAAAAGGCGAACCAAGGUCGACAAAACGAUCACGUUACAAGUUCUUCGGCAAUAUUUCGCUGGUAGCUUAAAGGAUGCUGCAAAGAGCAUUGGAGUUUGUCCGACCACAUUGAAAAGGAUAUGUCGACAACAUGGGAUUAAACGUUGGCCUUCUCGAAAAAUAAAAAAGGUUGGUCACUCAUUGCAGAAACUCCAGCUCGUAAUCGACUCUGUGGAAGGUGCAUCAGGUGCUUUUCAAAUUGGGUCCUUGUAUUCUAAUUUCCAGGAUUUGGCAUCUCCAAAUCUAUCAGGUUCAGGUUCAGGUCCAGUUGUAAGUGCAAAGAUGGGAGAUUGCAUGAAAACAUCGAGCAAUCCGAACGAGGUUGGGAUGAGCAACCUCCAAGGUGGUGGUGCAUCGAAAUCUCCAUCGUCUUCGUGCAGCCAGAGCUCGAGUUCGAACCAAUGCUUUUCUAGUCGGAGCCAUAAAAAUGUUGGGCAUUGGAACAAAGGUGGAAGUGAAGAUCAAAUGGGAGGAGGAGAGAAUCCUUGUGAUGGAGAGCUGAAGAGGGUCAAAAGUGAGGUAGAGAUACAUGUAUCAAUUAUGGAAGGAUCAAACAUCCCUCGAAGAUCCCAAAGCUGCAAGUCUCUUUGCAAACAUCCUGCCACUGAAUGUCUGGUGCACUCAGCAAAAGAAGGCGAUGGGAUGGCUGAAAGGGUGGAAGUUCAGAAAGUAAAGGUCAGCUAUGGGGAGGAGAAAAUCCGGUUUCGAGUGCAUAACCAGUGGCGAUACGAAGAGUUACUGAACGAAGUGGGAAAACGAUUUAGUAUCAGUGACAUGACUAAAUUUGAUCUCAAGUAUUUAGAUGAUGAAUCUGAAUGGGUGUUGUUAACAAGUGACACAGAUCUGCAGGAGUGUUUUCAUGUUUACAAAUCGUGUCGAAUCCAAACGAUAAGACUUUUGGUUCAGGAGUCUCGUCGCCGUAAGAGAAACUGUGUGGCGAGCGGAGGGUUCUCAUGAACGUGCUGCACUGACCACCACAUUUUACAAUUCUAGAAAGGCAUGAGAGCAUUGUUGAAUAUGUUUUGUGGAUUAGAAGACAAGAAAGUCAACUGUGUUUAUGCCUCUGUUUAAGAAGCAAGCCAAAGCUUAAGGGUGGUGUCCUUAUGGGGUUACAUGUUGGCAAUGGCAAUGGCAAUGGCAGUGGCAAUGGCAACGGCAACGGCAACGGCAACGCAGCUACCUCGUAUGUAAAUUACCUCUUUUUUUUUUCUCUCUCUCUUUCUGUGUCUACCAAUUGGAAAGAAAGAAAGAUUAUUAGUUUUUUUCUUUGACUUUUGGGAUUUGUAUGUAAAUUUGACUUAUUGAGGGUGACAUAAUUGUGGCUGAGCUGGGAAAGACUUUUUUCAGGAGACAAAUAUUUUAUGUGCUCUGACGUCAACAUCUGUGUUGGCAAUAAGAUUAUCAAUUAUUAU